CGCCGAGGCAGAGCCACCGAGCGUGCGAGACAGUCCCGAGCUGAGGUUUGGGGGGGGCACCCGCGGAAGCCUCCCGUGCCCCUGGCCCGGCUCAGCGACCUCAGAUCUGAUCUGACCCGACGUGCCGUGAGCGAAGAUCCAGGUUCCUUUCCCCCCCACUCUGCAGCUCAAGCGGCGCCAUGGGGAUCCAAGGCCUGCUCCAGUUCAUCAAGGAGGCGGCCGAGCCUUCCCACGUGAAGAAGUACAAAGGGCUGACGGUCGCUGUGGACACCUACUGCUGGCUGCACAAAGGCGCUUAUGCGUGCGCUGAGAAGCUUGCCCGAGGAGAGCCCACGGAUCUUUAUGUAGCUUUCUGUAUGAAACUUGUUGAGAUGCUCCUUUCAUUUGGAAUUAAACCAAUUUUGGUAUUUGAUGGAUGCACCCUACCCUCUAAGAAGGAAGUGGAAAAGGCCCGACGAGAGAAGCGUCAAGCCAGUCUUCUGAAGGGGAAACAAUUGUUGCAGGAAGGGAAACUGUCAGAAGCCAGGGAAUGUUUUGGACGCAGUGUAAAUGUUACCCAUGCCAUGGCUCGUGAAGUUAUUAAAGCUGCACGAGCCCGGGGAGUUGAUUGCAUUGUUGCUCCUUAUGAAGCUGAUGCUCAGUUGGCUUAUCUUAAUAAGAUUGGCAUUGUUCAAGCUAUAAUUACAGAAGACUCUGAUCUUUUAGCUUUUGGAUGUAAAAAGGUAUUUCUGAAAAUUGACAAGUUUGGAAAUGGACUAGAGAUAGAUCAAGCUCGACUAGGAAACUGCAAACAGCUUGGAAAUGUGUUUACAGAAGAGAAAUUCCGCUACAUGUGUAUUCUUUCUGGUUGUGACUACCUCGCAUCGAUAUAUGGAAUUGGGUUAGCUAAAGCGUGCAAGUUACUAAAAUUAGCCAACAAUCCAGAUAUUAUAAAGGUUAUUAAGAAAAUGGGGCAGUACUUGAAGAUGAAUAUAACAGUACCAGAAGAAUACAUACAGGGCUUUACACGAGCCAAUAAUACAUUCCUUUAUCAGUUAGUUUUUGAUCCUCUCAACAGAAAAUUAGUUCCUCUGAAUGCAUAUGGGGAUGACAUUGAUCCAGAAACACUAAGUUAUGCAGGACGACAUUUUGGUGAUGAUACUGCUUUUCAAAUUGCCAUUGGCAACAUCGAUAUCAAUACAAUGGAACAAAUUGAUAAUUAUAACCCUGACACUGCACAGCUUGUGCAACAGAGAAGUUGUGGCUGGAAUGACAGACGUGAUAAUCAUGUAAAUAGCAUUUGGAGCAGAGAAUACCAGUUUGGCCCUACUGAAGAUACUGUUCCUCCUAAAAUGCAUUUACUAGACAAACCAACAACCAAAGGCAUGGAGAAAAUAAUCAACAUUAAAGGGCUAAAACUUCCAGGCAAAGAGCUCUUGGCAAAAAGGUCGAGGAGUGAUUUGGAAGAAGUCUCAGAUGGAGAUUUGUUGAAGCAAUAUUCAUUUACAAAAGCAAAAAGAGUCAAGAAGGAGGAUGAUCUUGAGGGCCAAGCACAAAAGAGAGUCUCAGCAAUACAAAGCCUUGAUUCUUCAGGAAGUUCUCUCACUCAAGAAAGCUCUAACUCCGUGCCCAGAGUUAGAAAUAAAUUUGCUUCCUUUUUACAAAGGAAAAACAAAGACAAGGAUGCUGUAAUUGUUCCAGGAACAAGAAGCAGGUUUUUCUGCAAUGAUGCAAUUAUGUUUGACGGUAGAGUGAAGAAGGAUGAUGAUAAUGAUCUAACUCAAGAUACUGAGCAGGAUUGCCAGAAACAGGAAAUAAAAUAUGUGGCAGAGGAUGUCUCUCAGUUUUCAGAGACUGAAAAAUCAACCAGGACUGUCUUAAUACCUCCCGGAGAAAUGCAGAAAAGUUGUUUCCAGUGGUUUAGCAGCCUCGAAGAUCAGAUUAAUGGGAUUCAAACAGAGAAUGAGGCAGUGUGUGAUGAAAUAGAGGAAGAGUCCUCCCCCUUAAUAGAACUGGAACAGUCAUCACAGUCUCAUGAGUCCUGUGAACCAUCAGAAUCUAGUUUGGAGUCUUCAGAAAUAUUACAAAUGUCCAAAAACAGUUCAGAUGCAAAGGAAUCUGACUCCAAUUCAAAACUGGCUGACGAUAAACAUACUCUGUCUCUGCUAUUUUCUGCUGUUCGAACUGACAAAAAAAAUACAAUCAUGAAAACUAAGGUUCCUGGUUUACAUAAGUCCAGUAGUACAAAAUCACGUAUUGUAACAAAGCUCAAACCGUGGGUACCAGCUAAAGUAAGUGGAUUAAGCAGGAAACUGUCACCUGUGCAGAAGAGAAGUGACUGUGAUGCUGAAAAUAAGCUGGGACUGCAAGUUACUGUUAGUGAACUCUGGAAAAGCUUCCAAUUUAAAAGAGAGUACAAAAAGCUGCCUUCUUGUAGAAAGUCAGAUCCUUUAUCUCCAAUCAAAGAUAAUAUACAGCUCACUCCAGAAACACAAGAGGAAAUCUUUAAUCACCUGGAACGUAGUCAUGUUCAGAGAGCUAUAUUCCAAUGAACUGCAUGCUCUUCACAAUGGGAUGGAUUUUUAAUCAUUGUCAAAAUUUACCUACUGGAUAUUUCAUCAAUAUAGAAAAGUUGCUUUGAAAACCAGCUAUAUAUUUUAGUCUGACUGUUGAUUUAUCAUCUCUAUAAAAGCGUGAAUUGAAAGGUACAGUUCUAUAUUGACUGGAAUAAAAUAAUUCAGAUUCCUGUGUUCUCUUA
Messenger RNA from Corapipo altera (White-ruffed manakin), 2737 nucleotides. It is a transcript of the gene EXO1, whose product is annotated as exonuclease 1. Gene Ontology annotation, biological process: DNA recombination; mismatch repair. The record is from RefSeq and is a predicted model, not a curated record. NCBI's taxonomy places the organism in Eukaryota, Metazoa, Chordata, Aves, Passeriformes, Pipridae. Gene Ontology annotation, cellular component: nucleus. Gene Ontology annotation, molecular function: DNA binding; metal ion binding; 5'-flap endonuclease activity. The coding region runs from base 180 to 2531 and encodes 783 amino acids. The transcript has 14 exons.